This is a messenger RNA of Dibothriocephalus latus, 233 nucleotides long. The record is from the annotation of a GenBank genome assembly. NCBI's taxonomy places the organism in Eukaryota, Metazoa, Platyhelminthes, Cestoda, Diphyllobothriidea, Diphyllobothriidae.
ACAUCCGCCUGGCUGAUUCUGCCAAGAUAAAAAGGAAGUACCCUCAUCGUAUUCCCGUCAUCGUUGAACGACAUCCGAAUUCGAAAAUUGCUGAUUUGGAUAAGCAUAAAUUUCUGGUUCCUGAUGAUAUAACGGUCGCACAAUUCAUGUGGAUUAUACGGAAACGCAUUGACCUGACUUCGGAAAAGGCCCUAUUUUUGUUUGUUGGGGAUGUCAUGCCUCAGACAAGGUGA